UGGAGCCCGUGCGGCCGCGAAACUCGGCGUCGCCGGGUAUAAUACAUAUGUUUUUAAUCAUCUUCGUGUGUUUCGUCGUCUGGACGCUAAUUAGAAUGGACAAUGGAUUGACUAGCACAGACAAGAAGAAGGGGAGAGACAAAACGACAGGGCAGCUUAAUGCAAGUACCGAGCGUAAGGCGUCCGGAUGCAAUUGGGAGACGUACAAGAGCCUGUUUUCUAGAGCGAAGACAGAAGAGAGCGCUGGGGAAAAGAGUGUCUCGCAGAACAGGCGUCCGAGGAUUAAGAAAGUAUACACUACUCCACUUUAUAUGGAGCCACGGGAGGAAGGCGGCAAGGACAGUGUCGUCAGGAACAAAGAAAACAAGACUCUGACGAAGCAGAUCGCCAUGGACUGCGAGAUGGUCGGUAUCGGCGAGCACGGCGUGGAAAGCAUGAUAGCCCGGGUGUCAAUUGUAAAUAAAUACGGCGAUUGCAUGUACGACAAGUACGUCCAGCCGAGGGAGAAGGUCGUGGAUUACAGAACGGCGAUCAGCGGCAUCCGGCCGGAGCACUUGCGGAACGGCGAGAGCUUCGGCGUCGUGCAGAAGGAGGUGGCGGACAUCCUUAGGGGCCGCGUUUUAGUGGGCCACGCGCUGAAGCACGACCUCAACGUGCUGUACCUGUCGCAUCCGCGCAGAUAUUGGCGGGACACCUCGAGAUACAAGCCCUUCCGGCAGAUAUCGAAGGGCAACACUCCCAGCCUGAAGAAGCUCGCGCACGAAUUGUUAGGCAGGGAGAUACAAGUGGGCGAGCAUAGCUCCGUGGAAGACGCGAGGGCGGCGAUGCAGUUGUACAUGUUGUAUAAAAAUAAGUGGGAGUCGGGGAGGAAACACUGACGAACGGACAAUGUCGCGGGGGAGAUAUUCCAUUGUCUUUUCGAGUCUUUCGCGGGACGUGUCCGCGUAACAAAAAGAGAUACGUCACCAAGUAAGACAAUCUUAUGAGACCCAAGAACAAUACAGUGCUACUUUUGCCAUUUGUAUUUGUUCGAUCGUACGAUCAUGCUUUAUUAAACGGUUAUACUUGAUAUUAAGUUGUAAUAGUAUAUUCUAUUCUAGGUAAUAAAUCGACAUAUACAUUUUACUGUAUAUAGAGGUAAGCACGUCAUUUGUAUCGCACGACAUAAUUUCAGUCAGUUAUUGUUUCUUCCUCUCGACAUUUUCUAAGCUAACCGACGUCGCAUUUGGGGAUAGUCGCUCAUAUAAGAGAGGUUGAAGGUCUCGGCGCGUUCGUUUGGUAAACACGCGGGAUAUACGACCUUAUCGGUAUCAGCCUUAUCCCCCUUUCCUUAAUGAUCGCUUAAUACCGUACUCGGUCACUUUGCUCCUCGCUUCAGCUGCGACACGUGCACCGCGCACUCCGCUGAUUCUCGUUUUCGUGCGAGCGCUUCGUACUUUUCCAUCGGUGAGUAACUAGAUUGUACUUUAUCAAAACUUUAUCUUGAAUUUGAUUAACGCAUCGCGACGUCUGUCUCUUAUCACGUCUCGUCAAACGCGUUCUAUUUGGGCAUAUUUAACGUACAAGUUAGUCGUAUCUUCAGAACCUUGACUCGCAUCCACGAGAUUCAACGUUGAGCGUGAGAGGUUUCAAACGAUUUAUAUUGAGAAAAAAAUAAUAUGAAUACUUGUAUUUUUUCUUAAUACGUGAUAAAGUGCACGGAGGAAAGAA
Vollenhovia emeryi is the source of this 1710-nucleotide messenger RNA. Its product is annotated as RNA exonuclease 4. Bases 48 to 878 code for a protein of 276 amino acids. Gene Ontology annotation, molecular function: nucleic acid binding; 3'-5' exonuclease activity. Gene Ontology annotation, cellular component: nucleus. The record is from RefSeq and is a predicted model, not a curated record. The transcript is spliced from 3 exons. Gene Ontology annotation, biological process: rRNA processing. Lineage: Eukaryota; Metazoa; Arthropoda; Insecta; Hymenoptera; Formicidae.